Messenger RNA from Macrobrachium nipponense, 13075 nucleotides. RefSeq names its product guanine nucleotide exchange factor subunit Rich-like (gene Rich). The record is from RefSeq and is a predicted model, not a curated record. The transcript has 28 exons. Gene Ontology annotation, cellular component: cytosol; Ric1-Rgp1 guanyl-nucleotide exchange factor complex; Golgi membrane. The coding region runs from base 95 to 4981 and encodes 1628 amino acids. Gene Ontology annotation, biological process: intracellular protein transport; retrograde transport, endosome to Golgi. NCBI's taxonomy places the organism in Eukaryota, Metazoa, Arthropoda, Malacostraca, Decapoda, Palaemonidae.
GUGAAAGCUGUCAGUAUUAGGUUGUGGUAAACUGAAAUGGGGCAAAAAUGUGAAAGAGUAGACGUGGAAUGAGGAAGUUGAGAACUUUGGAACAAUGUAUUAUCCAGUGGGGCUUCCGAAACGGCUUAGGAUCCCAGAGGUAAAAGAUGGGGCCAUUAAAUCGGUCGUUUGCAACAGAGAUAGGAUUCUCUUUGCCAUUCUCACUGAAAAGGCAAUAUGGAUAUGGUUUAGCAGGCCAUGUGUUCCUGUGGUUGUCCAUCGACGAUCUGAUGAGUCAGUCGAGAAACUGGGGACCAACCUAUUUUUAGAAUGGAGACCAGACUCAUCAAUGAUAGUUGUUGCAACUGAUAAGAACUAUCUUGUAUAUUACUCUAUUGUUGUUGAUGAAUCACGAAGAGAAGUGUAUGAACAAGUGGAUCCACCUAAUCCUACCCUUAGGAGGGAGUCUGCAGAACUAUACAGCUGUGAAUCAAUACCUCCUCUUAUAUUUUCACAGGCCUUUGAAACUGAAGUGCAGGGGGGUGUAACAGGCCUUGUGUGUCUUCGUGAUGAACUGAUGGUAGCCACAGGAACAGGACACAUCCAGAGGCUUCGUUGGGAUGGGUCUCUUAAUUAUGAUUAUUGCAUAGAUUUACGUCGUGUUCCCUUCUGCGAUGAUCAGCUUGUGAUGAAAGCUGUUCCUCUUGAUACACCUGGUGUACAUGUUGUCGACUUGGAGUAUUCCCCUUUAGUUGGAGGUUUUGCUGUUGUUCUCAGUGAUGGUCGAGCAGCAUUUCUUACAGCAUCUACACUGAAGUUUGAUCCCAAUGCUGUGCAAGGAAUAUGGGCACGGGAUCUGGAGGAUGCCACUUGUGCGGCAAUAAAUCAUAAAUAUCGUUUACUGGCGUAUGGACGUGCCAAUUCACAGGGAGUAGUGUACUUGGUGGAUGAAGCUACAGGAGGGCUAGAAGUGUCACACCGCAUGAUUCUCUCAAGUAGGGAUUAUGCUGGCUCACUAGGAUCUGUGGGCUUUAUGAAGUGGACACCUGAUGGUACAGUGUUGGGUAUGUGUUGGAAGGGAGGAGGCCUUUCGUUAUGGAGUGUGUUUGGUUCACUGCUCACGGUCUCCCUGCGAUGGGAUUACUCGGAAACACCUCUAUCUAAAGCCAUCUCCCUUUCUAAUAUGGAGUGGGGAGCAGAAGGAUAUGAGCUAUGGUGUGUCCAGCAGCAAAGUCAGUCAUUUCCACAAGAAAGCAUGUCGGAAGAUUCAGGAUUAUCGAAUCAGCAAAAAAGUAAGGUGGUAGAAAAACUAGAAGAGAAUGAAGGCGGCACUUCAUCAGGGGUAAAGGGAACGUGUGAAAGUAAAUCUACAAACGCUUGCAGCGGGAGUAAACCUGAUACAUCAGUUCUUCAGUUUUCCUUUAUCAAGAGUGCUCUAACAGUCAACCCUUGUAUGAGUCAGUUAGGGCGGGUGCUACUUCAAGGGAGUGAUUGUCUCUACCUCAACACGUCAGAAGGUUUGGCUGGUGUUCCUGAUUCCCAAGACUCGCUCGCAUUCUAUUUUGAUGAAGAAGAAGAAGGUGCCUUUGAGGAGCCUGCUCAUUCCAGGGAUACCCAGUAUAAUGUAGCUGCAAACAAACAGUGGAUAGUGAUACCAAUACCCUAUAAAUAUACUGCCUCCAAUUGGCCAAUAAGGUACACUUGCGUUGAUGAAGCAGGGGAGUUACUUGGUGUUGCUGGACGUAAUGGAGUGGCUCAUUACUCCUUACGUUUGAGACGUUGGCAUCUGUUUGGGAAUGAGAGCCAGGAACGAGAUUUUGUUGUUACUGGUGGUGUUCUCUGGUGGCGUUCGAAUUGGUUAGUAUUAGGAGCUUACAACAUUCCUGCCAACACAGAUGAACUUCGGCUUUAUCCCCGGGAACAAAAGCUAGACAAUCUUUUUGUUACUACUGUGCCACAGCCAGCACAGGUUUUAUUGUUAAAUAUUUAUGGUGACCAGCUCAUUGUCCUGACUGCUGAUUGCCACAUCACUGUGUAUAAUCUGCAACCAAAAGAAGCAAACUCAGUUUAUUCAGGGAAAAAGAAAAGAAAGUACCAUGUGAGUAAGCGAAGCCAGAAAAAGCGCAACGAAAGUUUAAGUGAAGAAGAUCCACUUUUCCCCCGUGGAGGCCCUAAUGUAGUUGUAUCACGUAUCCAAGAAGUAGAUAUUUCUGGUUUGACAGUCCAUCCUGCAUGUGUGGUGUCUGUAUUGCUCACUAGUCUGCGUACCGAGUCGUGGCGGGUCCACAACACACAGACGCCAGCACCUGCACAGAGCGUGAUCAUUAAUAUUUCUGGGAAGGUGUUGAUGAUCCAGCGAGACCAGCGUGCAGAUUCUGAAAACAGCAAUGGAAAAUUAUUUCAGUCUGCUCAAAUGACUCCCAUAGUUCUUGCGUCAAGUUGUGAGGCUUUAUGGUGCAGCAGUUGUGCUGUUAGUCAUAAGCCCCACCUAAGUCAUGCACUAUGGCUUCAUUGUGGAGUGCAUGGAACUAGGGCAUGGCUGCCUUUGUUUCCAAAUUCAAUCGACAAAUCCCACACCUUCAUGGCCCGUAGAAUUAUGUUGCCCUUCACUCCGUCCAUAUAUCCUCUAGCUGUGUUAUUUGAGGAGGGCAUUCUUCUUGGUGCUGAGACAGAUACAUCUUUAUUGGCUUGUGGUGCUGCUUCCUUGUACCAGCCUCUAACUGUAAUUGGGAGAACUAGUCAGGUGUAUUUACACCACUUGCUGCGGCAACUACUGAGGAGAAAUCUUGGCUAUCAUGCUUGGGAAGUGGCCAGCACUUGUCGAGAUUUGCCGUAUUUCCCACAUGCUCUUGAACUUUUACUUCAUCAAGUUCUUGAAGAAGAAGCUUCCAGUAAAGAUCCACUACCUGAUUGUUUGCUUCCCCGUGUAGUGGAGUUUAUUCGCGAAUUUCCGUUUUAUUUGAGAACAGUGGUUCAGUGUGCACGCAAAACAGAGUUAGCAUUAUGGAGAUAUCUUUUUUCAGUAGCAGGAAGCCCGCGAUUAUUGUUCAUCAAGGCACUAGAAGAUUCUCAGUUGGAAACUGCAGCGUCUUACCUCAUCAUAUUGCAAAAUCUUGAGAGUGCUACUGUGAGUAGGAAUCAUGCAACCCGUUUGUUGGAUGCCACUUUGGAAGCUGGCAAGUGGGAUUUGUCAAAGGAUCUUAUUCGAUUUCUUCGUUCUAUUGCCCAUGACCCACGAGUAAUUGCUUUCCAAGAACAAAGUCAAAACCACACGGUAACAUUUGGUACCCGUAAGACUAUCCAUCGCAGCUCCUUGGAUAAUUCUAGUGAUCCUAAUGACUUGGACUCACCAAAGCCAUCUCUGCCUUCCUGUGGGAGUACGAAAGUGGGCUUUACUCAUGCCACUCCUCCAGUGUCUCCAGCCUGUGUAGAUGAAGACUUAUCCAUGAUCCUUCCAAAUACCCAGGUGCUUCGGGGAAGGUCAUUCUCCUCAGCUUCAGCUCCGAAGGUUGCUGUUGCUGAUGGGACCACCAAUAAUCACCAGUCAGUGGUUAGAACAACCUCUGAUUCAGCCAAAGUUGUACCUGAAAUUAGCCGCCAGAGUCAGACUGUGCCAACGUCCCGUAAACACUCCUCUAAUUCUUUUAGUAAAGAUGUGUCAACUGCAGAAGAAUUCUUCCUUGAUGUCAUAUUGCAGAGGCAUGCAAAGAAAUUACUUCUUGCAUGUCGUCUCAAAGAUCUUGGCACAAUGGCUGCCCAUUUGGACUUUCCGCUAGUUUCCUGGCUGAAGAAAGAAAGAUGCAGGGCUGCACAUAUUGAUGAUUUUGUAGCAUCAUUAAAGCAGAUUCACAGAGAUUUCUCUUGGCCAUAUCCAUCCGUUCCAACUUCUCAGAUUCGUCGUUAUUCUAGUGCUUCUCUGCGAUCUGUAGGCUGUUCUGAUGAGAGACCAGCACUGAUUGAGGAAAGAAUUCAUGGAUUAUCCAUAUCAGUGGCAAAGGUUGCAUCUCUUGGCACUGGUGAGAUUGGUGACAGUGGUUACUUGAGCCAAGCAACUGGAGAUACCCAGACAGCUGUAACACCUCAGCAUGGACCCCACUCUCCCACGACACCAUAUUCCUUGCAAGAUAUUGUUCCUCAACAGGCUCAGCUCGUACCACAUUCUCCGAGAACUGGUGAUGCUAUUAGUAUGAUGAGUGAAGAAGGAACAGUUUAUGGAGAUGACACAUCCAGUAUAGGGGGAGAUUGGUCUCCUGAGGGGGGUGAUCCAACGAGAGAUCUGCUCUCUCGACCACCUGACCCCCCCCACCAAGCCACUCCAAGACCACCACCUCAUGCUGAAGUACAGUUAAGAUAUUUGAUGCAGGUUUUACUCGAAGCAGGAUGCUUAGAAUGGAGUGUCGUCCUUGCUGUUAUACUUCGCGAUGCCCUGGCUGUGGUAAGAGUAGUCACACUUGCUCGUGCUCCUGAUGUGCCAGCACAGGUCAUAACUCGUCUCACUGUUGGACUUCAGGAUCUUCAACGUUUUACUAAUACUGAAUGUUUGGGUUAUCAAAACUUCCUUGGAGCAAUAAUGGGGCAAGUGAAAGUUUUGGAACGAUUAGCCAGUACUCGUGAAACAUCAAGGACUCCCAGUCCUCCCUCUUCCCGUCCUCCCUCUACAAGCCAUGAAUCCGAGCCCUCCCCAAGCCAAGAUUCUAUUCUUAGGUCAUCUGUGAAGACGACACCCCCUCCGCCAUCGCAUCAGGCAAAUCAACAGCAGCCCCUUUUGGCCAGCCAGCAAUUACAACAAUCCCCAACGUUCCAACAACAGCAACCGUCAUCAUUGGCACCACUAACAACCAAUGUCCCAAAGAUGUCUCUCAUGCCCAGACAAAGUUCAGGUACUGUAGAGACACUUCCAGAAGAGGCAUCAUUUGAUUCCUCUUCAGAAGAAUUAACAAGUAGUCAGAAAGACUUACCUGUUAUUGAAGAUGAGGGAAGUGCUGCUUGUGUCAUAGCCUAAACCUGUUGGAAAGGUGUUUUAGGGAACUUUUAGGUUCAGUGUUAUAAGACUACUAUUUGGCGAUAACUAGGUGGUAAGGUUACAGAUUUAGAGGUAAAGUUGACUUUCAUCAUGUGAUCUGGUAACCUUUCUGCUAUACAUUUUCAAAAGGUAAUGAUGCUCUUAGCAAAGCUGAGGGAUAAGAGAGGAAGGGCAUGAAUCUUGUUCAUCUUUUGAUUUGUGCGAUGGGAUCUAGGGUCCAAGAAAAGUAGUGUUACUUUUGUAUAUAAAGGCAGAGAUUGUAUAUUUGACAAAUUUUUAAUGAGAAUUUUAUUUAUGAUAGAUUUGUAUUUAUAUACGGUAAAGUCAUUUGCAAAGUAUAAUCUUGAACACACUACACUUAUAAGUAUCCACUACAGACAUUUACAAAUGUUUGAAUGGUUUUAUUCAUAUUUCUAUAACUCUUACAGCAAGAUAUGUGAUGUUUUUGCAAUAUCAGAUUGCAGUAUUGAAAAGUUGUUUGUUAGUAUGGUAACAUAUAUAUGGUAUAGUUAAGAAAAGGAAAAUGUUGUUAAAUUGGCAAAUAAACUCCUUAUUUAUAUAUUGCUUUGAGGAAUUUAAUAUAAAGUCAUUUUCAUAAAUAUAUUUACAUACAUUUUUAAGUUGUUGUUGUCCUAGGUGUUUCUGUUUGAAAGAUUUGUGAAUUUGUAUUGAAGCAGGCCUCCCUACUCCUGUUUUUAUUGCUGCAGUUCAGGUUUGGUAUACGGGGCUGAAUCAAAUUUCUGAAAUAUUAAUGUUUUCAGUUGGCUGCUGUUUAUUGUAUUAAUACUUGUGCACUAUCAUUAUGAAUCAGUUUAACAGUCUCUGAACCACAUUCUGGACUCUCAUAGGGAAUCAAAUGAUAUCAGUAAUGAUUUAAGCCCUGUACACAUUCCAUCAGUUCUUCCAUUCUGAAACCAUUCAAGUUUAAUUGUUCACCAUCACAGAUCCAUUAUUUACAUUUCCCAUGGAAAAUCUAAUUUCUUGAAACUCCAGGAUAAAUGCAAUGGUCAUGCAAGUGUUUGUUGUAUUCUCUUUCCUAGCAAAACCAAUGUAAAUUAUCUGUUUUGAUAGUAUUUUUUUUUUUUCAAACAACUCAGGAAAAAGUUGAUUGUUUUAGUUAUUUAAAUGCAAGACAUCAACAUCCAGUUGAUAUUGUUUAGUUGCAUUGAAGUUAUAACCAUAAAAUGAGCUUAUGUAUUGCCUGAUAUAGGCUCAUCUUAAUGACUGAGAUCUGUUUAGGUGUUAAGAUGAAAAGUGGCUCAAGGUACCCCAGGGAGUACUCACACAUCAAUAUACCAAAUUACUCUUUGUGACUUCUUCACUAUAGAUAUGGAGAUAAGAUAAAAUGUAGAUGAUGAAAUGCUUAAUUCUCUAUGAUCACAGGCCAAAAGAUGGACAGAAUGAAAUGGCUGUAGAAUUGAAAUUUUCUUUACAUGCCUUGAUUAUUUCUCUUGAUUAUAUUCAUUGGUUGUUUGAAUAUCCAUAUACACCAUCAUAACCUGGGAUUUUGGAUUUUUUUGUUGCCCAGAUUACCUGGUCUGCAGCAUAAUCUACUGAUCCUUAAACUAAUUGAUAUCUUGUGGAGGAGGCCUAGGACCAAAAAAUUGUUGCUGAUCACACAAUAUGAUUUUGGGUGUUGGAUAUUAGAGCAUACCUUGAGAUGUUCAUAUUUUAAUGAAACUAACUUAAAAUAUGUUUUCUUUUUCACAACUACUGUACUUUAUUGUGAAUAACUGCUAACAUUUGAAUCAUAGUAUUCAAGUGAUUACUGCCUAAGUCUGUUAUGUAAAUAAUACCAGAUGAAAUCACUUAUUUUUUGGGGUCUGUAUUAGUAUAAAAUAUUCAGCAUCAUUUCCCUUUGUACACAGUUUUAAUCCUUCCAGUAUGAUUUUGAUAUGUACAAUUAUCAACUUUGCUGCUCUUGGGUAUAGUUACAUUACAAGAAAUGAAGGUUGCUCAAAAGAUGUUUGAGAUUUGAAUGUACUAAUUAUGGUUUAUCCAUAUGCAGUUUAUGUGCAAAGUCAUCUUUAAUUUACUUAGGGUUGACAUGUGAUAUUAAAAGGCAUUAUGUGAAGUUAAAUUUUGCUCAAAAUUAAACAUUUGGUAAAAUUACGUGAAACAGUUAGAAUAAAGACGACACUUGCCAGAUUGUGUUGUCAUUUGGCUCUUCACUGUAGAAAAUAUUUUUGAGGUAAAUGAAAAUUUUUGAAUACUUGUUUUUAUUUUAUGAAGCUGUAGAAAACUAAUUUUUCUUUGGCAUUUAUGAGUAAAAAUAUAAUUAUCAGAACAAGGAAUGAACAGGUGUCCAAUUUGGUGCACUUUAUUUUCUUCAUAUCUCCAAUCUGCCUUUUACUAUGAAUGGUAAAAAUUACUUUAAAUAAGUGAACAUUUUUACAAUGACAAGAAUAUUUAGUAUUUAAUUUUUGUCUGAGUAUGAAUUUGUCAAAGUAAAUUUUCUGGAUCUUUUACUGAAAGGUUUCUGCUGUGAUUUUAGCAUUUUGCCCCAUGUAAUUAAGAAGUUACUGUAUUUUAUGUACAAUUUAUAGGCUCUUCAUAUACUGUAGACAGUAUCAACAUUGCUGUUUGAAUCACAUCUUGAAAGACCAAGCAUUUUCCUCCUCUCUGUGAGUCUUCUCUUAAUGUGACUUAAUAUUAGCUAUCAUUUCAUGUCCCCACUGUUCUGCUUCUGCAUGUAGCAUUUCCUGGGUAUGAUCUGACUCCAAAGUGGAGGAUAAAAAUCUUACUGAUAUUUGUAGGUUCAGAUGUGUUUUGGAUAUAGUAUAUGGGAUUCGUUAGUUCCCGUUUUUUCACCAGUGUACACAGAAAUUUUAAUUUUUUCUUAAUUUAACAUUAAGCUCAUCAGAGUUGAUCUUAGUUUUCCAUAUCUGUUCCCUUUGACCUCAAAAUACCUUUGCCUUCUUACAUUGAACUCUCAGUAUUUUCAUUAUACUGUAGUACUUGAGAUCAUUUUCCUUUUUAAUGGUACCCCAUCCUCAUAGAGCAGUAAAGAGAAAAUAGAUACCUCUGUAAUCACCUUCAAAUUUGGCCAUGUUAUUUGAAGUUUCUGUUUGUUCCAGUAUCCUCUGCCACAGAGUAACAUAAAUAUCUUAUUUGUGCAUCAUGUUAUCAAUAGUGAUAGUAAAAAAAUAUAAAUAGAAUCUUCAUGUGUAUGAUGGUAUGGCAUUUGUUUGCAGCAAAAGUUACUUUUACAUAUUCAGAAAUUUUGUUCAUUGUGAAAAUGAUAAAAUAUUGCAGUAAUAACAGUUUAUACACAAAUGGAAUUGCCAUUUAUUGUUAAAGGACAGUAGUUGUGAUAGUUGCCAUGAAGGAAUGUGAAUUAUGAAAUGGUGCUGUAACUUCAAUAUUUGCUUACCAUGGUGUUACAGUUUCUCUGAUUGUAAUUUUCAGUGCAAAAAGAUCUGAUUUCAUCAAGUAAUAAUUAAAGGUACUGUUCAUGAAAUGCUUCCCCAACUGUGAAAGAGAUUUUGGAAAGGCCAAUAAAUCAUAUUUAUGAAAAAAAAAGACAUUCUUAUAUUUGCCGCCUUUCUGUGGUCUGUUUACCCUGCUGUGCUUCCAAAAGUCUAGUUUCAAGGGUAGUUGUGGGAAGAAAAUGAUAAUUGAAGGCUGAAGUACAUGAUUGUAUAUGAUGUCAGCAUUUCUUACUUAUAAAGCAGAAUACAAAUAUUUCACAUUAUAGAAAUUAACAUAAUUUUGUUUGUUAUUUUACAACUCACUGGGAAAGGGCUUUGAAUUUUUGAAACGAUAAAACUGCGUGUUUAUCAAAAGGUCAGUUUUGGUGUGAUUAUUUAUCCUUUGUUAUUUUUAUUUUUUUCUUAAGCUCUAAUUCUUGGCUAGUAAUUUGUAUUUGUUAGAGUAUUCACACCUCACUACUUGCAGUCACCUUUUGUUCAACUCCCUUCCAUAGAAUAAAGAAAGCUCAUUUGCUAUUCAUGUUUUCAAGAACAGUUCAACUUCUUACUACUGAUGUACUGCAAUUAAAAAGUGUAUGGUUUUACAUGCUGCUGGCUAUAGAUGAUUGUAUUAGUUUUAUUGCUUAUACACUUUAAUAUAUCAUAUGAAAAUAUAUUUAUCAUUAAGAAAUGCUGAAUUUGCUGGAAAUAUUGCAGGGUCAUCUGUGCACCAACAAUUUUUAGCUUAUUACUCCUUAUUACAGCUAGUCCCCGGGUUACAGAGGGUGUUCUGUUCCCGGCAGGGCACUGUAAGCCGAAAAUCACCUGACUCAUCAUAAUUAUAAUGGGAAUAAAUAGCACUUACAGCUUUGUUGCAGCGCUGUGAGUGCCGUAAGUCUGGGUUAGCGCUGUAAAGCAGGUAAUGGUGUUGUAAAUCCACUUAAGGCACUGAAAAAUUGAGGCACCAUUCAGAACCAAGUAACCCAAACCUGACGUAACCUAGGGACUGCCUCUGUUGUGAAAUACACUGUGAUAUGAACCAGUUAAUUUUGUGAAUUUAUCAUCUUUGAUAUCAUUUCAUAUUGGAAAUUUUUUCAGAUGCUGAUUUCUGUACUUUAAGUUUUAACAAAAUUUUGAAAGAUCUUGUAAUAUACUGUCCAUUGUUUUAUUCUAUUGAGAACAUGAAGUACUACUGCAUAUUUGGGUUGAAUCAUUCUCUACAGGGAACCUGGAAUUGCUCCCAAGUGGUUGAGGUUUCAGAUUUAUCCAGGUACAAAUAAGAAGUUUCAGUCAUACUUACAAUGAAGGUAGUCCUUACCAGGAAAUAUAUACACACAUGCCUACUUAAGUAUAGUACAAGAUAGUAAUGCUUUUGUUAGUUAAUGUUAUUUGAGAUUCAAAGUAAACAUGUUCCACAAGUGUGUGCUGAUAGCUGCUUUUCAUUAUUGUUUUAGGCUGAUGAAGGAACUAAAAUUAUUUACUUUUUUUAGUAUGUUCCAUUUUUAUUCUUCUCACCAGUGGCGUAAAUUGAUAUCAUUGUGCAAUAAGUUUUCUAUAUAUCUAACAUGGUAACUCUUAAUUCUCUUCAUUCCAGCAUUCAUUUCAAUUAAUACACAACAUAUUCUAGUAUUAAAAGUUCCUGUAGAUAUUGCAUGGCAUGUUAUCCCUAAGAAAAUGCAAGGCUAGUUCUUUUGAUGAAUCAGAUAGAGAAGAAGUUCCUCACACACAAGCAUAUUUUUAUUUCUGGAAUCGGUGUCAACCAUUGGUAAAAUUGCAUUCCCUUCUCUAUGGUUAUAGAAAAUAGUUUAACCAGACCACAGACCUACUCUGAAAUUUUCUGUGUUAAAUAGUAAAUAUUUUUAAUGUUCAGUAUGGUAAUUAUUGUUAUAUUUUAUUGAAAAAAUCUAUAGUUUCUUUAUUUUGCAUGAUGAAGUACUGUGUAUUUGUUCAGUUUAAGAACAGUGUUAUGGCUCAAAAUUAAGAGAAAAUCAUCUUGAGCAAUAAAAAUUUUUUUUUCAUGCUGUAAACCCGUGAAGAGCCGUUGUUAGGCUCAGAGGUCUGGAUAAACUAAUCGUUUAUAAUAAUAAUAAUCAAUCUGUAAAGCCUUUAUAUCUUUUUACAGACUUUCUUGUAGAAUCAUAAGUGCAGAAUAGCAGAGAAUUCUGUUUCCAAAUUAUGACUGUUUCAUGUCACAGACAUAAAUGUCCCAGAAACCUUUAAGCCCUGAUGCAUUUUCACACUUCUGUUGUCAUUACUUUAUUUUUAUGGUAUACGUAUAUCGUUUCUUGUUAGUAACAGUGUGUUACCCAGAGAUUUGUCUGGUUCUUAUGGGAAGUGUAUGGGAAGUGUUGAUAUACUUCAUACGUGGAGUAUUUUAUCGUAAUUGAAUCUCUCAUGUUUAGUUUUUAUCAUUUCCUGUGAUCCUCUACAUUACCAUUUUAUGGCUUUGGCAUGUGAAAGAAUUAUGUUGUAUAUGCACUAUUCUAAUUAGAAUUUUCUAUGGUGUUGCUCUGUGUGUAGAAUGUAGACACUUUUUUUCUGUAAGAGAGGUCCUGACUUAUACAGACCACAAUUGUUAAUUAUAUAUUUAUAGCUUUGCAGUACUGUUAUAGAUUAGGUUUGUGUCUUACAAUUCAUAGGUACUGUCUGAAGGGGAAACUUUCACAAACCAUGUUGCUCAAUGCACCACUGUACUGAAGUUACUGUUCAUGUCAUGUAAAGUUGAUGUUUUUAAUGAUUUUAAGAAUUAAAUUGGGUCAUUACAAAAUAUACAAUUAUCAGGUUGUAUAAUGCAGAUGAAAAUCUUUAAAAAAAAUUACUUUUUUCUGGUUGUAAUUGAAAAUGCUUGGUAUAGAAUGUACAAGUUUACCAUAUAUUCACAAGCUAUUAAACAUUUCUGUAUAAUUUUUGUGAGAUUUAUAGAACUAAAUGUGAAAAUAUAUGAAAAACAACCUGGAGAAGCUUUUGAUAAAGAUCCACUGGUCGUGUGUGAAUGCAAAAACUCUGCUUGUUCAAUGAAAAUGGCUUUGCAAUCAAAACCAGUAUUCAUAGUUGGCAUGUUUACCUCCAAGUCUUGUACAAGUUGAUAGAUCUUUUACUGAAGUCAAGGGUAGGAGCAUUCUUCUUUUGUUGUCUGAAAGCUGUUUAUUGCAUUAAAUACCAUAUUUUAGAAAUUUAAUUCUCUUGAAUCAUGAAAGAUAUUACAAUAUGACCUUUUUUUUAUUGGGGUCUUCAAAUGCUAUUAUUACAGCUCUGAGACACCAAAAUUCGUACUGUUUUACCUUGUAAAGUUCAUAGGCGUUGCCCCAACCUCUUUAUUUUGCAUAAUUGCUUUUGCCUUUAUGAAAAAUAUUGCCAUUUUCAAUUUGCACAUAUUUUUAUUCUUUUAAUUUGAUUUAUCUUUCUUCUUUUGAUGUAGUAUAUGAAUCUUUUUCUAUUUGAAAUAUGUGACCCAAUUUGAAAAGUUUUGUUUGCAAGUUGGGUAAACUUCUCAUCUCCCAUAGACCAAGUACUACUGUAGUUUAGCAUUUUGUGAGGUUAAUGAAAAUAAAGAAAUAUGGAGCAGACUUUCAGCGGGACACUUCAAAAGUCAGCGCUUACAGAUGUCCUAAUGUAUAUCAUUUGCACUUUGCAAAACUGGAGGUAAAAUGGUUUUACUCCAUCUUCUUGGUCAGCACUCUGAGAGAUUUUUUGUAAUGAUUAAUGUCUUUCUGACCCUUACAUCAUGGUGAUGUUAAUUUUCAGAUAUAGUACUAAUCAUACCUAGUUGUGAGGAACUUUGGCCCUGUCAUCAAGUUGACAGUUUUGUUAUGAUAAAAUUAAAAAAGAUAAAAUAAUUGCUAUAAAAGGAAAUCAGACAAAUAGUAGUUACGAGCAUAUGGACGCCUAAAUUUGUGCGAAGUGCUAAGCUUGUCUGCCAGCAGAUUGAGCCAUCAAGAAUAUUUCUUUCUCUGUAUUACUGCACAAUGCUAAAAUAGAGUGUAGGGAAUAUAGAUUUUAGUGAAACCUAAAUCCUUUAAGCCACUUAUGUUACAUUGAAGGGUAACCAGCUAAACCAAUGAAUACAUUAAUAUUAAAAUUCAUAUUAAUUGCUAUUUAAAAUAUUUUUGGCAUAUUAGGUUCUUUAGAAUUAGUGUAUAACCAUAAGUUCCUUAUUUAUAAUGUUUUUUUAUAAUUAAGGUGUAUUUUGUUAGAAGCAAGGUCAUUUUUUCAAGUGAAGGUUACUUUUGAAUUGUGGGAAUAAGUUAUGAGGAAUACACUGGAUCCAGAUACAGUUAUGUAAUGUACAUUGUAUGAUAAGGUGCAUUGUAUGUAACAUGAAAUUGUUCUUGAGAAAAGCAAAGCUUUUAUGUUGUUAUCUUUGCCAUUAACACUGUAAUGUAACAUACAGGAAAAAAAUAUGUUGGGAUAAUGCAUUUCAAAUUGAUAUUCCAUGAAUUGGUUAAUAAAUGUUAAAGGUUUGCUUUUUUCCAAUACAGUUUCCAUUUUACAUAUACUAAUUGACUUAUUUAAUGGACCAAACAACUGUAACCAUUGUUACUCAUGGCAACUUUGUACCAGAUAUUAAAAAAUAACUUACUAUUGUUAAAUAAAUGAUCUUGCUUUUGGUAAAGAAAAAUAGACCUCACGUAUAAAAAUAAAAUUACAAACAAGAAAUUAGGAA